Messenger RNA from Exophiala spinifera, 1314 nucleotides. RefSeq lists its product as uncharacterized. The record is from RefSeq and is a predicted model, not a curated record. Lineage: Eukaryota; Fungi; Ascomycota; Eurotiomycetes; Chaetothyriales; Herpotrichiellaceae. The transcript has a single exon. Gene Ontology annotation, molecular function: DNA-binding transcription factor activity, RNA polymerase II-specific; zinc ion binding. Bases 1 to 1314 code for a protein of 437 amino acids. Gene Ontology annotation, biological process: regulation of DNA-templated transcription.
AUGUCCCUCUCCAGGUCUGCGGUGGAACGAGCAAACCCUCCGCCUCGGCGGAAAUCCUGCGACGCGUGCAUCAAGGCGAAGCGAAGAUGCGACUAUGGAAAGCUUGCAUGCGUACGUUGCGCGCAGAGAGGUCUCGAUUGUGUUUAUUCAGGGUGUCUGCAACAUCGCCCAGACACAGUGCGGGAAGUGACGCCAGACGUUGCUAAUAAGUUCUGCUUCACGCCUAGUGCUCUGGAGCAGGUCGCGGACCUGUGGAAUGGCAGUAUGCUUGAAGCUUCCGGUUUCGACAUCGAUUCACCUCGUUUGGCCUCGACCGAUUUUGGACCACAUGUGGGUCUGCUUGACGUUGCACUUGAUAGUGAUACCGACCCACUUGAUAACCUCUUUUCCGGAGGCUCCGACAAGGUGGAUACGCCCAUCUAUGUAUUGUCUCCGUCACCAACAUGCCCUCAGAUCAGUACAGACAGUCAGGGCCGCAUAUUCGAAAUUAUCGCAGUAAGGUUUCAAUAUGCCAUUGACGAGAUCAAGCGAGCGCCGACGACAAUGGUCCUCGAAACACGCACGCCGUGGCAUCACCCUCAGCUCUUCAGGGGCCCACCCCCUCGUAGUAUGCUAGAUGCUCAUGCUGCUUGCGCCCUUUACAUAGCGAAGACCACCUGCAAUGCACGAGACAUCGUUCAGUCGAUCGAGGCUCGUAUCGAAGACCUGCUGAUAUCCCCCAAGCCCACUACGGCGCCGGAGAUUUUGGCUCUGGUUCAAUCUCUUCUGCUUUAUGAGAUCAUGUGCACAUUUGACAAUGACCUCCGCUUCUUCACCGCCCUUGAGAAGACAACCUUGGCGCUGGAAGACUCAACCUUACUGCUCAUGUCACACCUCGGUUCUGGGCAACUCUCUCUUCCGGCACAGCAUACACGAGAGGAGAGCCUUCAAGUAUCCUCAUUGGAGGAGGCAAGGCCUUUCUGGACGUCGUGGAUAUUCCACGAGUCAGCUCGACGGACGCUCAUGAUCGCCCUCUUCUUCAUACAACUCCAUCGCGUCCUAUCUGGAACUCUCCCUUUCUCCUGCGAUGGCGACCUUCAUAUCCGCAACUCCUGGACUCUGUCCGCACACUUGUGGAAUGCAGAGGACUUGUUCAACUUCACUGCUGCGUGGAGAAGUAAGAGACACCUCGUGAUUAAGGACGGGGUUUUCUCUGACGUCCUCAUGGAUGUUGAGGCCGGUGACGUAGACGUGUUUGGAAAGAUCCUAUUUACCCUCUUCAUGGGUAUCGAUCAGACGAAAGCCUGGUUCGCAGCACGGGGCGGUAUGCUCUGA